Pyrus x bretschneideri (Chinese white pear) is the source of this 4225-nucleotide messenger RNA. RefSeq names its product phosphoserine phosphatase, chloroplastic. Gene Ontology annotation, biological process: dephosphorylation; L-serine biosynthetic process. The record is from RefSeq and is a predicted model, not a curated record. Lineage: Eukaryota; Viridiplantae; Streptophyta; Magnoliopsida; Rosales; Rosaceae. Gene Ontology annotation, molecular function: L-phosphoserine phosphatase activity; magnesium ion binding. Bases 149 to 1045 code for a protein of 298 amino acids. The transcript is spliced from 11 exons. Gene Ontology annotation, cellular component: cytoplasm.
CCUAACAUCCCAUACCAAAAAAAAAUAUAAAAUACAAAGACAAACAAAACAGAGAUUCCCACCAACCAUUGAAAAGGUGGAAAGGAAGGAGCUACACAAAAAUCAACAGCUAAAGAGGGAUCUCAGAAACAAAGCAAGAACAAGUUUCAUGGAGGGAUUGGUGGCUGCAUCGUCGCGAGUCACCCCAGUUCGUAUUCAUUUGAGGCAAAAGCAACUUUCUUUUGUUUCUGCAUCUUCAGUGCAAUGUCCAAGACGUUUGUAUCGAAAUAGCGGUCAAGUUGGAAUGAGAAAACAUCCCAAAUUACUGAACUCUAUUGCUGCUUCAGCUCAACCAUUAGAAGCCACAUUGAGCCCCUUUGACAACAGGCUACCAUCCAAAGAGGUUCUUGAUUUAUGGAGAAAUGCUGAUGCGGUAUGCUUCGAUGUGGAUAGCACGGUUUGCCUGGAUGAGGGCAUUGAUGAACUUGCAGAACAUUGUGGAGCUGGAAAGACUGUUGCAGAAUGGACUGCUAGGGCAAUGGGUGGUUCAGUACCUUUUGAGGAGGCUUUGGCUGCUAGACUAUCUUUGUUCAAUCCUUCCCUGUCUCAAGUCCAAGAUUUUCUCAUAAAGAACCCCCCAAAGCUUUCUCCUGGCAUGGUCGAAUUAGUCAAGAAGCUGAAGGCUAAUGGCACCGACGUUUACCUGGUCUCUGGAGGCUUCCGUCAAAUGAUCAAACCUGUGGCGGCGAUUCUUGAUAUACCAACUGAAAACGUGUUUGCGAAUCAACUACUGUUUGGAACUUCUGGAGAGUUUCUGGGGUUUGACAAAAAUGAGCCCACUUCAAGGAGUGGUGGAAAAGCCACCGCAGUGCAACAGAUAAGGAAGGCUCACAAUUACAAGGAACUAGUCAUGAUCGGGGAUGGCGCGACUGAUCUUGAGGCACGCCAACCCGGAGGUGCUGACUUGUUCAUCUGCUACGCUGGUGUUCAGCUACGCGAGGCUGUUGCUGCAAAGGCUGAUUGGCUUGUUCUUAAUCUUCAAGACUUGAUAAGUUCCAUGGAUUGAUUCAGCACGAUAUUGUUCUGUACUUUGUACUAUUGUUCCUCCGUUACGCUGCCUGCGCUGCUGCAGUCUUGUAAUCUGUACGCCGUGACAUGCUUUCCGGCGUGUCAAACUCAUUGGAAGAUGAACAAGGAAGUGUGUAUUUGGGUGUUUUGUAGGAACCCGUUUGAAUGGAUUGUAUUGUAUGAAUUGGAAAGUACUACAAAACAGAUGCUAAGGUUAAAGUUUGUAAUAGUUAUUGGAGUAUUAAUACAUUGAAUUCCUGUAAAAUAAAUCCAUCUUUACACAUCACGGAGAAUGAACGUCAAAUAGUCUAUAAGUGUUUAUAACAUGUGUGUUUUUUUUUUUUUCCAAAUCAUCCCUAGAAUUGAUCCGUUUAAUCAAGAUGGUUCUUAAAAUUAAAAAUCGAUCAAUGUAAUCUCUAAAUAUAGGUGUUGUGAGUCAAUGUCGUCUUUUACGAGUGGAAAAUGAGUGAAGAAACUUAGAAAACGAAUUAAAAUAAAAUAACAUGCCAUGAAAAUAACAAAUAAAAAAAAAAGCAAAAAAUUAAAAAGAACAAAAAUUAAGAAAGAGUAAAGCUUAAAUAGGUGAGGAUGGAUAUAAAUCAACCUGUAAGAAUAAAUCAAAUAUUCUCGUAUUGUGUAAAUUGUUAUGCAUUAUUAUUUGGGCCUUCUUGGAGCCCUUGAGUUCAUACAAUCCUAAUCUCAGCGGGACUUUUAUGUAAGGGCAAGGAUCCUCUUCGGAUGUUUUUUGUGAGGAUUCAGAAAAUUAAUCAAUCGUGUCUGUUCAUUGUAUAUAGUGCGGUCAAUUUUUGUUAGAUAUUAUUUAUAUUCAAUUUUAAAUAAUUUCUAACCAUACAAUAUACAAUGAACGGACACGAUUAAUUGAUCCUCCAAAUCCUCACAAUGAGUAUCCGAAGUGGAUCCUAUUCCUGUAUGUAAUCCGUUUCCUAAUCUCAGCUGUCAAAAUCCCACAAUUUGGGGCGAACAACUGAAAAAACAUGGCGGCGUCGGAGAGGCAGUGCCACUACGAGGUUUUAGGUCUCCCCCGCGACUGCUCCGCCGACGAGAUCCGGUCGGCUUACAGGAAGCUCGCUCUCCAGCGCCACCGGGACAAGCUAGUCCAGUCCGGCUUGUCCCAGUCCGAAGCCACAGCGCAGUUCCAGGAGCUGGCCCAUGCCUACGAGGUUCUCUCCGACCCUAAAGAGCGAGCUUGGUACGACUCUCACCGCUCCCAAAUCCUCUUCUCCGAUCGCAGAUAGGCCGCGUCGAGCUCCGGCUCGGGCAUCCCCGAUCUCUUCUCAUUCUUCUCCACAACCGUCUUCUCCGGCUACUCCGACUCCGGCCGUGGGUUUUAUGAGGUAUAUUCUGAUGUCUUCAACAAAAUCUACGCCAACGAGCUCAAUUUUGCUAGGAAAUUAGGGUUAGGGUUGGACACCGUGCCUGAAGCUCCGGCGAUGGGGAAUUUAGAGAGUCCGUACGUGCAGGUCACCGCGUUUUAUAACGGGUUUUGUACGGUGAUGGAUUUUUGCUGGGAGGACAAGUAUGACGUGAUGGCCGGUCCAAACCGGAAGGCGAGGAGGUUGAUGGAGGAGGAGAACAAGAAGGAGAGGAAGAAGGCGAAGAGAGAGUUCAACGAGACGGUGCGGGGGUUGGCGGAUUUUGUGAAGAAGAGGGACAAGAGGGUGAUUGAUAUGAUGCUGAAGAAGGAGGAGGAGAGGGUGAGGAAGAGGGAGGAGGAGAGAGAGAGGAAGAAGAAGUUGGAGAAGGAGAAAUUGGAGAGGGCUAUGGCGUAUGAGGAGCCGGAGGGGGCGAAAGUGGAGGAGGAGGAAUUGUGUUGUGUAGUGUGUGGGAAGAAGUUUAAGAGUGAGAAGCAGUGGAAGAAUCACGAGCAGUCGAAGAAGCAUCGAGAUAAGGUUGCAGAGUAUCGGGAGUCGAUUGGAGAAGAAGAUCUUGAACUUGAUGAUGAAGAGAUUUUGGAGGAAGAGGGUGAAGAAAGGGGUGAGCUUGACGAUGUUGAUGAAUUAGGUCAGGAGAUUAGAGAGGGGUUGAAGAUUGGGGAGGAGGAAGAUGGGGCAGGAGUGAGUGAUCAGGAGGAUGAGUUGCAUGAAUUUGGUGCUGAAAAUGGGAGCGAAAAGGUUGACGAGGCACUUGAGUUGGAUGGUGAUGAAGAUGAAUUGGGUGUUCUUGAAGCAUUGGUGAAUGGGCGAAAGAGUAAGAAAAAUGCAGCCUUUUGGGUCGAGCGUGAGGAUAUCUUGGUGACAGAUAUUCGUGCGGAGAAGGAUGACGAUGACACGGGGUUCAUGGAAUAUAAUAACCGGAAGAGCGCAGGAAGGUAAGGAGGCACGAGGAAAGAGAGGGGUAAGAAGAGUGGUUGUGAAGCUAAUAAUGUUGAUAAAAGUGGAAACAACGGUGGUCAGAGUGACGAGAGUUAUGAACAAGAUAAUUCAAAUAUGAAGGAAUCCACAUCUCAUUCCGUUGUGGAAAAUGAGAGUAAUGAACAGUUAGCACGAAAGAAGAAGAGCUCAAGCAAAGCCGUCGAUAAGAAAGAGAAAGCGAAGAAAGAGGCGAACGACAAAUUAAAGAACUCAUCUAAUGGGAAGAAAUCUAAGGGAGCAUUGAAGAAUACUAGCAACGCAUGUGAUACAUUUGGAGAGGAGUUCGAAUCAAAAACAAGUUACAUAUGCAUUUGGGUGACACCGGCCAUGCAAAGCUGAAAUAUCGAUGAGGGAACAGUUGCUGAAUAUUAACAUGAUGUGAUUAAAUUAUCAGCCAUAGAAAGAACAUGGCGACAUUGGUUGGCGGCGAUUCAUUCAUUUUUAUAAGUUACAGAAAUAGUCAAAGAUCUCUGUAGGAAGCAUUCCAUUAUUUUUGGUGAUCAGAUAGAAGUACAACAACCCUCUUUUAUCAUAAACGGUACACGGCUGGCUGGAUGCAAUGCGGAACGCAUGGACGGUCGACUGAAGGUGCACAGAGAAAGUUCGGCCCUUGUAUAUGUGGAAAUGAAAUUCCUUGCAGAAAACGGGAUGACCUUCACAAGGGGUGGCUUAUACGAAAACUUUUUCCCAGUUCGUCAAGUGUCGCGAGCAUGAUGUCAUGUAAUUUGGUAGUGUUCUAGAUGUUUUGAUGUAAUAUGGAUACGCAUACAGAGUUGGUAAAAGGAUUUAGUGAUGUGUUUGUUGAA